CGCUCAGUGGCUCAGAUCAUCACACUUCUCUCUGUCCUUUGUCUCUGUUCUCCAGCUGUCUCUCCAUCCAUUCAUUCAUCUAUCCACCCCCCCCACCCCCUCUCUGUCCAUCCAUGUGAAUGAUGUCCAGUCUCAGGGUUCUGACAGUCCAUCUGCUUGGAGGCUCCCUGCUGCUGCCGUUGUUGCUGCUGCUGACUGCUGUCUGCGAGGCUCAGUACUACGACGACGUCACGUCGUCUCCGGAGGACGGGCUGGACUACAACGCCACCUUCGACUACAGCUUCUUCAGUAACAGCAGCAGCGAGGACCUGGAAAGGUUUAUCGAUGAGCUGGAAGGGGUCAAGGAGGACGGGGAGGAAGGAGAAGUGGUAGCAUCUGUCACUACAGCUACUGCGUUCAGGAGAACCACAGAGAGGAGCAAGGACACGGUUGAUAACAGCGCCUCUCUUCUUGUGUCUCUGGAUCUCAGGAAGCUGCUCUGGACUUCCAUGUUCCUGAUGGCUCUGAACUUACAGCAGCUGUGACACAAACUCACGGAGGAAAUCUAAACUUCCAGGUCUUGGCGGCUCUGCUGGUGCACCUGAAGCGCGGUGGGUGGGGUCCCUUUGAUUUCAGCCGAACCCGGACCGCCCUGCCUGAUCCGAACAGGACGGCCCGUCGCUCUGGUUGGUCAGGCUGGACGUCUGCCAGUCUCAGACCCGCUUCACUCACUCAGCAGCAGAGUUUUGUCAUCGACUCCAAAACAACUGAACCGCAGCUCAAGUUGAAUCGUUUAAAAGGGAAAUCGGCCUAAUUUUUUAGCACGAUUUUCUCUUUGUGGGAGCGUUUUAGAAAUAUUUAAAAGUAUGGAUUUUUGAUAAUGCCACAUGCUGCUGCAUGAACCUGGACUUCUAGAUGUUAAAUUUGUAACCAAACAUCAUUUGUAUUUUAGAGUGAAGAGGUCUGGACUUUAUUUUUAAGAACAUAUUUAUCAAGAGCUAAAAUCCUAAAACCAAAUGUUGUGCCGUUAGUUAAGUUUUCACCUGAAAACCCUUAUUUUACGGUUUUGUAUUCGAUAUAUCAUACAGCCAUCAGGCUUUUUAUUGUUUUCAAGGACACCAUGUUACUGGAAAUAUGCCCCACAAAAACAACAUUUCAUCAGGAAAAAUAUAAAACUUUGCUGCAAGUAUUAAACAGACAAAAUGCUUUAAAUUUUAAGAUUUUACUAAACACCCACCAGGAGAAAUGUCCUUAUUGUUCAAAUGAGCUUAUUCCUACUUAUAGUUGUUUUGCAAAUAGGGAAACAAGGUUAUUGUCAUGGAAAUGAAAAACACACAACAAACAGAUCCAAAGAGCUUUUUGUUGCAUCUAAACAUGAACCUGGUCUAUUGUCAUAACCCUGGAGCCGGAUGCAUCAAACCAUAAUUAUGGGCACAAUUGUAAGAAUCUCUCAAGCUGUUGUGACUGUUUUCUUCCUGGAUCUCUUUUCUUUUAUGCACACGUGCACAAGUCUGAUAAAGAUCUGCAUCUAGAACAUCUUAUUUCCCCUGCAAAAACACAAAUGCUCUUUAAUGAAAGUAACUGCAAAGAGGAAGCACAUUUCUGCCUAAAAUAGAAUCUUGUUUUUUGAAUGAAAAAUAAUUUGUUUUAUUUGGAUACAUAGUCUUGAGCAGGAGGAAAAACUACAAAAUGGAAAUAAGUCACAGCGCUCUCCCCAUUAUUGGUUUCAAUUGCUUUAAACGUUCCAACUACUGUUGUGACAACAUCACAAUCAGCUUUAUGACUGCGAUUAUUUGUUGUAGCUUGAACAAACUCUGUUUUGUGGAUUAGCCAAACCAUAAUGGUGUAAUAUGGCCCAGAUAACAUGAGAAGCUAUUUUUAUUGUAGGGAUUUACA
Fundulus heteroclitus (mummichog) is the source of this 1875-nucleotide messenger RNA. RefSeq lists its product as uncharacterized. The transcript is spliced from 5 exons. The coding region runs from base 120 to 524 and encodes 134 amino acids. Lineage: Eukaryota; Metazoa; Chordata; Actinopteri; Cyprinodontiformes; Fundulidae. The record is from RefSeq and is a predicted model, not a curated record.